Messenger RNA from Hymenoscyphus albidus, 843 nucleotides. NCBI's taxonomy places the organism in Eukaryota, Fungi, Ascomycota, Leotiomycetes, Helotiales, Helotiaceae. The record is from the annotation of a GenBank genome assembly.
AUGAGCGAAGACCUACUCAAUGAGAUUGAGGCUAUCAAUUCCAUAUACGGCGAUGACUCGCUAGUAGCCGACGGUGUAAACAUGGGAAGCGAUGGUGCCGUCUACGUCCUGCACCUACAAGCACAGCACGUCUCUCUGAGAAUCCAGUUUCCGAGCAGCUAUCCCAAAGUACCACCAUCGGUGUUGGGUGCCCACAGCUCCGGAGAACGAAAGGGAGAAGCCGCACAAGUUGUGGAACGAUUCCGCAAGGCUGUUGGCCGAGUUUUCCAACCGGGUGAGGUUUGUCUGUUUGAUGCCAUCGAGGAUGUGAAUACCGAGCUUCCAGUCGUCAGCGCGACGGAAGACACCAUUCCUCCCGAUGAUAGUCUAGAUUCUUUCGAGUCAGAUUGCACUACAUUCCCACCAGCAGAUGAAUCUGUCCAUAUGGAACCUCCUUGGGCUCUCUCUGAUGUGGUAGUCGAAAUGAAAUCCGUCUUCGUGGCCAGAAGUUCGGGGGUCCCUUCGCCAGAUCAAGCAGCAAAGUACCUCCAACAUCUUCUCGAUUCUGACAAGAAAGUUCGAUCCGCAACACAUAACAUAACGGCGUGGAGGAUCCGAGGAGAGAAUGGGGUGACAUUUCAGGAUUGUGAUGACGACGGGGAAACAGCUGCUGGUGGGCGCCUUCUUCACUUGAUGCAACUCAUGGAGCUAUGGGAUGUGAUGGUGGUUGUAACUAGAUGGUAUGGUGGUCAUCAGCUUGGGCCUAAACGAUUCAGCAUCAUCAAUGCCGUGGCAAGAGACUCAUUUGUCAAAGGAGGUUUUUUCAAGGAGGAGAUAGCCACAAAGAAAAAAGGAAAGAGAUGA